AUGGAGUCCACAAUCCAGUGGAAUGUUCCGUGCCUGGGUGAAUGGGGAGGCUGCGAGUUCGUGUGGGCGUGGUCAGAGGCGGAGCGACGGCAGGAGGAAGCAGCGGCCUUCGUGUUCUUCGGCAGAGACUUCUUCGAUGUCCCUCGGCCGCCUCGCCGCCCGCGCCAGCUGUGGGUGUGGAUGGAGGGUGAGGCUCCACCCAUCAGCGAAUCGAGUACGGGUAUCUGGAACAAAGCUGAGAGUGAAGGGAUCUUCUUUAACCUCACUAUGUCUUACCACCGUCUUAGCGAUUUGGUUUGGCAAAGCGGCGACCUCGUGCCCUUGACCUUUUCCGCUGGGUAUCCCUAUGAACCCCGCUACCUCUUGAACACCACAGACGAAACCUUCCAGCAGUACAAAGACUAUAUGCUUGGUUAUGACCGUUGGAUUAAGAUAUUCAAUGGUCCUCGAAUGCGGUCCGAACACGCAAGGAGCAACGACUCAAACACAAAUGGCUCUUUCAUGCAUUCUAAUGGGACUGCGGGUAAGCCUGAGAAACAAUAUGAGCGCCCUGGAGAGCGCCUUGAUAAGAAAGAAUCGUUAAACGCAACGGAUUAUAAAAAUAGCUCGGAAGCAGAGGCAGAAGAUUUGCCGUGGCACAAGUUUUACACUCAGGAGGAAAUGGCCAUGGCGAGGCGUACGAAGCUUGCGGCGUGGAUGGCUAGUCACUGCCCAACUGACUCGCGCAGGGAGAGCGUGGUGGCAGCCCUCCAGAGGCACAUAAGCGUCACCACUGUUGGCAAGUGCGGAGAGCUUUCGUGCGGGAGGAAUCACAUGGAUACGUAUUGUUACCGGUGGCUGGCUUCCUCGCACCUCUUUUACCUCUCCUUUGAGAACGCCCUUUGCGAUGACUACGCGACGGAGAAGCUGUGGCGUCCUCUGGAGCACGGAAUGGUGCCCGUCGUCUACGGUGGCGCCAGGUACGAGGAUCUCCUGCCCUUCGGCUCCUUCAUCAACGCGGCGAAGUUCAAGAGCGCCAAGGACCUCGCUCGCUACCUCGUAUACCUGGGCAACCACCCCACGGCUUACCUGAGGUACCUGCAGUGGCGGCGGUUCUGGCGAGUGCGCUGGCCCACGCCCUGGUGCCAACUCUGCUCUCGCCUCCACCAGCAGCAGUCCGCACCCAGCCUCGUCACGCUCGACUCCUGGUGGAACGCCACCGCCACUUGCUACGAUCCCCUCAGCUGGUGACGGCGCGUGGUGGUCGCCCCUCUUCUAAAUCAUGUUCAUGUUUCGUUCUGUAUUGUAUGUUCGUGUAUUGCUGAGCUCGAUGUUAACGUAUGCUCGUUAUGUCAUAACAUUCACACCAUUGUAUCUUCAUACGUGCCAUGUAUCUUCAUUGUAAAGAACCAACAUGCAUUGUACUAUAUCAUCAAAUACAA
Penaeus indicus is the source of this 1421-nucleotide messenger RNA. RefSeq lists its product as uncharacterized. NCBI's taxonomy places the organism in Eukaryota, Metazoa, Arthropoda, Malacostraca, Decapoda, Penaeidae. The record is from RefSeq and is a predicted model, not a curated record. Gene Ontology annotation, molecular function: fucosyltransferase activity. Bases 1 to 1230 code for a protein of 409 amino acids. Gene Ontology annotation, cellular component: membrane. The transcript has 3 exons.